AUGUCCGAAUUGAAGGAGUAUACUUUUGAUGAAAUCGCCUUACAUAACACUCGUGAUGACUUAUGGAUUGUCUAUAACGGAAAGGUUUACGAUGUGUCACCAUACAUAGAUGAACAUCCAGGUGGUGAGGAGGUCAUCCUUGAUGUUGCGGGUAUCGACGCUACAGAAGCUUUCAACGACAUCGGCCACUCUGAUGAUGCACAUGACAUCUUGAAAGGUUUACUUAUCGGUACAGCCGAGGGUGCAGUGGUCCAAGAAAUUGCUCCUCAAAAACACGGUGAAACUACAUCCACCGUUUCUUUACCCUUGGUGGCUGUAUUGGUUUUCUUAAUUGCUUUUGGAGCUUACUAUUAUCUUCAGAAUAAAUAG
This is a messenger RNA of Priceomyces carsonii, 369 nucleotides long. RefSeq names its product Cyb5p (gene CYB5). The record is from RefSeq and is a predicted model, not a curated record. The transcript has a single exon. Gene Ontology annotation, biological process: sterol biosynthetic process. The coding region runs from base 1 to 369 and encodes 122 amino acids. Gene Ontology annotation, molecular function: heme binding. Lineage: Eukaryota; Fungi; Ascomycota; Pichiomycetes; Serinales; Debaryomycetaceae. Gene Ontology annotation, cellular component: intracellular membrane-bounded organelle; endoplasmic reticulum membrane.